Molecule: messenger RNA, 756 nt
Organism: Cordyceps militaris CM01
Lineage: Eukaryota; Fungi; Ascomycota; Sordariomycetes; Hypocreales; Cordycipitaceae
Product: O-methyltransferase family protein
Exons: 3
Coding region: 1-756 (251 amino acids)
Molecular function (GO): O-methyltransferase activity; S-adenosylmethionine-dependent methyltransferase activity
Source: RefSeq, a predicted model, not a curated record
AUGAAGGAAGAGUCUCCCGUCUUGUACCAGAACCCCGGCAUGGGUGAGCGGAUCGGUUCGUACGCCAAGAUGCACAGCACCAGCGUCCCCCAGAACAUCAUUGACUAUCAUGAGCACAUCCGCGAAAAGAUGCCGGCCACCGCCAAUUACAUGGUCUCCAUCUCCCAGGCGCAAGCGAUGCAUUUUCUUGCCAAGACGGUCGGGGCAAAGAGAAUUCUGGAAGUUGGUGUCUACGUCGGACUCUCCAGUCUGGUGUGGAGCAAUGUUGUCGGCGAGAAUGGCAAAGUGACGGGUUUGGAGUUUGACCCAGCCUUUGCCAAACAGGCCGAGGAGACGUUUGCAAAAUACGGUGUCGAGAAUGUGGAAAUUCUUGUUGGCGACGCCCUCGAGGUCCUGCCCACGCUUGCCCCCGAUGAGCCGUACGACAUCAUCUUCAUUGACGCGCAAAAGUCCGGCUACCCUCAGUACCUCGAUACGAUUCUCAAGCUGUCCCAGCCCGGCUCCAGCAAGCGUCUGCUUCGCGCGGGUGGCCUGAUUAUCGGCGACAACGUCCUGCGCUGCGGCUUCGUUGCAGACGACAGCGAGGGCAAUCCCUGGCGCGAGUACGACUUUGGCCCGCAUCGCAAGGAGUACUGGAAAUCGGAAGACAUUCAGUCUCUGCGAAAAUACAACGACGCUGUAUCUGGCAGCGAGCGUCUUGAGAGUUGGCUGUGCCCACUCUGGGAUGGGGUCAACUUGGCCCGUCUGCUUGACUAG